Molecule: messenger RNA, 3531 nt
Organism: Blastomyces dermatitidis ER-3
Lineage: Eukaryota; Fungi; Ascomycota; Eurotiomycetes; Onygenales; Ajellomycetaceae
Product: cutinase transcription factor 1 alpha
Exons: 10
Coding region: 1-3066 (1021 amino acids)
Biological process (GO): regulation of DNA-templated transcription; DNA-templated transcription
Molecular function (GO): DNA binding; zinc ion binding; DNA-binding transcription factor activity, RNA polymerase II-specific
Source: RefSeq, a predicted model, not a curated record
AUGGUUAGUCGCCCUCUGUAUCAGGGAACUUAUUGCUUCCCGCUCUCCUCCGACCAUCGCCUUCAGGCGUCAACUUCUCUUCUUCCUCCGCCCCCGACUCCCACGACCUCCUCUCCCACCCCUCUCCUUCUCGAUGGAACGCUACUCCUGUCGCCAUCGCCUUCAACAAUGAGUAGUAGUAUCGCUUCAGACAACAGGCCCGACCAGGCCAUGGCUGGUGCUGAAGAUACCGCCGCCGCAGCCACCACCACCACCAGUCCCUCCACAAUGACCAAAGAUGUUCCUUCACCAACCACUACCACGGCUCCCAAACAAUCGGUGCCCACAAUGCAAACCCCAGGCCAUCCCAGUUUCAGACGACAACGGGCGUCGCGUGCUUGCGAGACUUGCCAUGCUCGAAAGGUACGAUGUGACGCAGCAAGCCUAGGUGUACCUUGCACAAACUGUGUGGCUUUCUCCAUCGAAUGCAAAAUCCCAACGCCGAAACGGAAGAAGAACCAGUCAAAAGUAUCCAAGGAUGGGACCAGUAGUGAUGAGAGACCAGAUACCCGCGGAGCCAGCGGUAGCGGCUCGAAGGGUCUUACCAAACCGGUAGAAGGAAUGCCACAGACCACUUUGACGGAUGCUCAAGCUGCCCAGCAAGCUUCGCACAGCGCCUCCUACGCCCAGUUCAUGAAACCAAAAUUCGCCCGCGCCCCUAUCAAGGAAGCUGGAAGGGUAGCAUACCUGGGAGAGUCGUCGAACCUUUCGCUACUUGUCCAUGACCGCCAUGGUACUACCGAUGUUGUACAUUACCCGUUACCGGAGGGGAUAAGAGGCUCGCGCGCACGGCUGACCGAGUUGGAUAAUUUGGAAAUCGACAUUCUGCACCAGAGGGGUGCAUUCCUGCUCCCGCCCCGCGCACUAUGCGAUGAACUUGUCGACGACUACUUCAAAUGGGUUGCGCCUGUUGUGCCUAUCAUCAAUCGUAGCCGUUUCAUGCGCCGUUAUCGAGAUCCCAAAAAUCCCCCCUCCCUUCUUCUACUGCAGGCUAUUCUGCUGGCAGGAUCGAGGGUCUGUACAAAUCCUCAGUUGAUGGAUGCGAAUGGAUCGACAACGCCAGCGGCGAUGACUUUUUAUAAGCGAGCAAAGGCUCUCUAUGAUGCCAAUUAUGAAGAUGACCGUGUUACCAUCGUGCAAGCGUUGGUUUUGAUGGGCUGGUAUUGGGAAGGUCCAGAGGAUGUCACUAAGAAUGUUUUCUAUUGGAGUAGAGUUGCUACUGUUGUUGCCCAGGGAUCUGGAAUGCAUAGAAGCGUGGAAUCGUCCCAGCUAAGCAGGCCAGACAAGCGAUUAUGGAAACGGAUAUGGUGGACACUCUUCACACGCGAUCGAUCCGUUGCUGUCGCUCUUGGGCGCCCCGUAAACAUCAACACUGAUGACUCCGACGUCGAGAUGCUUACGGAGGAUGACUUCAUCGAGGAUGAAGUCGAUAGCAUCGCUGAAUACCCGCCCAAUCCCACUCAUGUCCAGUUCUUCCUCCAAUAUGUGAAACUAUGCGAGAUCAUGGGCCUCGUCUUGUCUCAGCAGUACUCAGUCGCUUCGAAAUCACGGCGUACGAAUGCCAUCGAUCUAACACACAGUGAUAUGGCAUUGGCCGAUUGGCUGCAGAAUUGUCCGAAGGAAGUUUACUGGGAAAGGCCUAGGCAUCACUUCUGGUCCGCUUUGCUACAUGCAAAUUACUAUACGACAUUAUGUCUACUACAUCGUGCGCACAUGCCCCCGGCAACGUCUAUAUCUGGAAACUAUGGAUCGGACGGGAUGGCAUACCCGUCCCGCACUAUUGCUUUCCAAGCCGCCGCGAUGAUUACCUCCAUCGUCGAAAAUCUGCAAACGCAUGGAGAACUCAAAUUUACUCCAGCGUUCAUUGUAUAUAGUUUAUUCUCUGCCCUAAUCAUGCAUGUAUACCAAAUGCGCUCAUCCGUCCCGACCGUUGUCUCCACCAGCCAAGAGCGAAUCAACAUAUGUAUGCAGGCCCUAAAAGACGUGUCGAAAGUCUGGCUCGUUGCAAAAAUGGUCCACACGCUCUUCGAGUCCAUCCUAGGUAACAAAGCGCUCGAAGAACGCCUCCAGAAAGCCGCCGGCAAGCGACAUCAACGCGUCCGACGCGACCAUCCGGCACCCGCCGCACCUACAGCAACACGACGCCCCACAGAAGCCUCCAAACGCAAAUUCGACGAUAUGGAGAUCACCCUCCCCAACGGGCCUCCCGCCCCGCAGGUCUCCUAUGAGCGUUCCCGCCCGCAAACACCCGCCGUAACUCCCUCUCGUGAAAUGCCCCCGACCCCCGUGGUCUCGACCAUGGCCGCCCCGCCACCACAACAACCCCCUCACGCCUCACCAAACACCCAACACCAGCAGCUCCUACACCAGCAACAUCAACAACAACAGCAACAACGGGGCAUAAACCACGAUGCCUUCCUCGGCGCCCCAGGUAGUACUGGCGGCAACACGCGCCCCACCUCCCCAUCCCCCUUCAACCCUUCCUUCAGCAUCCCAGCCACGCCUCCCGAUCUCUUCCUCGUCACGCGCAACUCCCCCAACAUCUCCCAAUCGCUCUGGGAAAACUUCCAGCCUGACCAACUCUUCCCCGACGGCACAAAUAUGUCGUAUACAGGCUUCUCACCACCCGGCGGCGGUGGCCCAGCUAUCGAUCCACAGCUGCAGCAGGCAUCCAUGCUUGGCGGCAUGGGUACUACCACACUAAGCCCCACGCAACAACACCAGCAGCAUCAGCAACAGCAGUUACCCACACGGGGGUUGCGCGAUAGCCCCACCAUGAACAUGCAUAACAUGCAUGGAAUGAGCCAGCAGUUGCAACAACAACAGCAACAGCAACAGCAGUGGCAAGCCAUGCAAGGCUUGGAUGGGCAUAUGGCGCCUGCGACGCUGGAUACGUCUAGUCAGGAUGAUAAUUGGAGUACGAGCUCAAGAGGGCAGAUGCCGAUUCCGCCGACGUUGAACGUGGAGGAUUGGUUCCAGUUCUUCGGAAUUAAUGCGGGUGUGGGUGAGUUGGGGGAGGGGCUUUGAAGGGAUGACGAUGAGUGUGAGCGAGCGGGAGAGCAAGACAGAGUGCUACGGUGGAAGGAACAUAAUACCGUUUACUGAAUGGAUGUGGGGGGAGCAGGUGUGAGCGGGUGAGAGAGUGGGUGCAUCUGAGAUUGAUAUCACUAUCAUUUUAUCACUUAUCAAUGCAUACGAUAUGAUGUGGGAUUGAUGUGGUGAAACAGGUGCACUGCUGAAGUGUUUUAUAUAUCUAGUUCAUAUAUAAAAUUUGUACCAUAUAUAUACUUAACAUCAUGGACUGAUCAUAUAUUGCUAUCUAUUUAUUACUAGGAUUUGCAGGACUGUUCAUAAUAUAGUAUUGCAGCUUCAGGUAGGUUGUAUUUGAACAAAUUGGAGGGAAAUAAAGUGGGUAAUGUUUGUUUCUGCUUGCUUAAAUACUGAAAUAAGAACUCUCAAAGUGCUCCAGAUUCAACAAUAUUUUAAGGUUUC